This is a messenger RNA of Parnassius mnemosyne (clouded apollo), 2001 nucleotides long. The record is from the annotation of a GenBank genome assembly. Lineage: Eukaryota; Metazoa; Arthropoda; Insecta; Lepidoptera; Papilionidae.
AUGUCAUCACUACCCCCUCUAGAAUCAUUUGAUUGUGAUGGGGAUUCUCAUGGCAUUGGUGCAAAAUGGGAAAAGUGGAAGCGAGGUUUAGACAUUUAUCUAGAAGCUGCAAAUAUUGAACUACCCGCUAAAAAAAGGGCUACAUUAUUAUACAUGGGUGGCCUUAGUCUCGAAGAAAUAUAUUAUAAUAUACCAGGCGCCCAUGUUAGCAGUACAGAUGAUCCAACGAAGGAUAUUUAUGCUAUAGCCAUUGAAAAGUUAGACGAGUAUUUUGCUCCAAAACAAAGCAAAGUAUAUGAGAGACACUUAUUUCGACUAAUGAAACAAGAAUCGGGAGAAAAAUUUGAAAAAUUUCUAAUUCGAUUAAGAAAACAGGCUGAUAAAUGUUGUUUUGCAAAUAAAGAAGAAAGCAUUAUCGAUCAAAUUACAGAAAAAUGUUACUCUGGCGAGCUUCGUAAAAAAUUUUUAAAAGGAGGUGACAAAAUGACAUUAGAAGACAUCAUAAUAGAAGCCAAUACCCUAGAAAGUGUGAACAGACAGAUGGAAGAAUUUACUCACAACCCCGCAUGUAAUAGCAGCACCGUAAAUAAAAUUGAAACCAGAAGGAAAAUGUCUAACAAAUCGUGUACUAGGUGUGGGAGCUUUAAGCAUAUGCCUCAAUCAAUGGAAUGUCCCGCAAGGAAAAUUAAAUGCCAUAAAUGCGGUAUAACGGGGCACUUUCGAAAGUACUGUUUGACAGUAAGGCCACUUAAAAGACAAUUUUUGAGUUCAAAAGACCCUACCCCCACCAAAAAAUCAAGGACGGAGGAAAAAGAAGAAAUCGAUUAUGUUUUUCAUGUAGAUGACGACACUACUAUUAAUUGUUGGGUUGGUGGUGUCAAGACGUCAUUAUUGAUCGAUUCUGGAUGUCAAUGUAAUUUGAUAACAGAUGUUACAUGGAGAAAACUAAAAUCAAAUAAAAUAAAUGUUUUUGAAAUGGAUAGAUCACCGGAUAAAACAUUUUACGCCUACGGUAGCACUAAGCCAUUAACUAUAUUGGGAUCAUUUAAAACUCAAGUCCAAAUCAAUAGCAGAAAAGAAGUUGCUGUUUUCUAUGUGAUAAAAAACGGCACUAAAGAUAUUUUGGGGAAAGUAACCUCCAUAGCAUUGGGCGUUUUGCGAUUAGGUGUUAAAGUAAAUACCGUAGAGUCAACAUCAGAUGAAAAUAUUACAGUAUUUCCAAAAUUUAAAGACGUUGUUGUUGAGAUACGUAUUGAUGAGAAAAUAACGCCAGUAAGUCAGCCUUACAGGAGAAUACCUAUACCCCUAGAAACAAAGGUUAAUAAAAAGAUACAAGAAUUAUUGCAGCUUGAUAUUAUCGAAGAAGUAUCUAAGCCAUCAAAAUGGGUUUCACCCAUGGUGCCUGUUUUAAAGGAAAAUGGGGAUAUAAGGAUCUGUAUCGAUAUGCGGAGAGCUAAUGUAGCAAUAAUUCGUGAAAAUCAUCCACUACCAACAAUGGACCAGCUGCUACCACAUUUUAAAGAUGCGAAAUUAUUUUCUCGCCUCGAUAUUAAAAACGCUUUCCACCAAAUCGAAAUCCAUCCUGAUACCCGAUAUAUCACUACAUUUAUAACGAGCAAAGGGUUAUUUAGAUACAAGAGACUUAUGUUUGGUGUUUCCUGUGCUCCAGAAAUGUUUCAGAAAAUCAUGGAACGCACACUUAUACGGUGUGAAGGUACGGUAAAUUUUAUUGACGAUAUUGUCAUUUUUGGAUCAAAUGAGGCAGAGCAUGACCAACGAUUACAACAGACACUCAAUAUUUUGAAAGAGAACAAUGUUCUGUUAAAUAAUGAUAAGUGUAUUUACAAAGUAAAUAAAAUAGUGUUCUUGGGGCAUGAGUUAUCUAGUGAAGGUGUAAGGCCUUUAAAAAAGUACAUUGACAGUAUCCAAAUGUUUAGGGCACCAACAACUAAUAAUAAGCUACUGCAACGCUGCCGUCAUGUUAAAUUCCGCUCAGUGUAA